Symbiodinium necroappetens is the source of this 893-nucleotide messenger RNA. The record is from the annotation of a GenBank genome assembly. NCBI's taxonomy places the organism in Eukaryota, Dinophyceae, Suessiales, Symbiodiniaceae.
GCGAGGAAGCGGAAACGGACAUGGAGCUGCUGACCAAAGAGGUGGAGGAGCUUGGCCACUGUGAUAUGUCUCGCGGCACAAAGCGUGCUUUGCUCGGGGGCGGCGGCGACUUCAGCGCCUGGACCCUGAAGGCCUUGCCAGACAUCUGGCAGCGCCUUGAGGCGCGCCAGUGCUAUGUGGUGGCAGGAGGCUCAUCCAUGGUCGGGCGCGUGGCUGUCUGGCGUAGUCCCUGCGUGCAGCCGUCCGACAUAGAAGUGUGGGAAGCUGUGCAGUGGCCUGGCGACUUGAAAGCAGUGCCCACGAACUGCAUAGUUUGCAGCGUUCGUGGCAAAGGCAUCACGGCUCUAGCAGGAGGAGAUUCCGAUGGGGACGAUGUCGCCGUAACACUGAACCAGGACCUCGUCGAGUUUGUGGAGCACACGGAGGCCGCGGUUGCACAGCUGGACUGGGAGCAAGCGUGCAAGCCAAAAAAGGAGUUGGAAGUGGAGGCGCGGAAGCUGUUCUCCACCACGGCAGACCGGUCGCCGACGUACUUGCAGCACAUGCUCAACGUGCCGACGCCAAACGUGAGAGGGCAGGCAACGGCAUUGGCGGAGAAGUGCCAGCAGGCUGUCAUGGAAGCUCCCGGAGACAUGAGACUUCUCAUGUGCAUGCUGCAAGUUGGCUUUCUCUGCCAUGCGGCAUACGACUGCCCGAAAAAGUUUUCCGGGAAAAUGGUGCUGGCAGCAAUCCGACAGGUGAUGCGAGCUGCAGGAGUCGCUCCAACCACGCACCGCUCGACUUGGGCAGACGCAUGGCUCUUGGCGUCUCGCGGCUUGCCAAAGGCAACUCGGAAACCCUGGGAAACGGUGAAGCUGGAAACGCUACGUGACAAGACGCAGCCCCUGGGACAG